UUUUCUCGGGCGUUUCCCACUCGCCCGCAGUCGGCCGUUGAUUUUCCCGGCACUUUCCUUCUCGCCCACAGUUACGCCGCCUAAUCAAAUCAAAUAAAUCACCCCAAAAACCAUCAAACACUUACCGCUCUUUAAUUCUUCCCAAUUGAAACUUACCCUCCUUAUAAAUACAUUUCCUUCCCAGCUAAGCUAGCAGAGAUCACAGAACCAAAAACCCAGAUCCCAGAAUUUUCCUCCUCAUUUUCUCGGGAAACAAACAGGGUUUUAUUGAGAUUUAUAGGCUUUUGCUCACAAUUUUUGUUGCAUUAAUGGUUGGGGCGAAGGGAAAACCGAGGCGAUGGGUUUGGGUCGUCGGGGCGGUGAUCGCCGUCUUCGUUGCCGUCGCCAUGACAUCCGUGCGUGCUCCGAAGAUAUCGUUCUUUGGACGGUCUAACAAGGUUUGCAAUUGUACUCAGGAAACGCAUAAGUAUAGUGGGAUAGUGGAGGAUUGUUGUUGUGAUUACGAGACCGCAGACCAUCUUAACAAGGAAGUUCUGCAUCCAUCACUACAAGAACUUGUCAAAACACCGUUCUUCCGGUAUUUCAAGGUUAAGUUAUGGUGCGACUGCCCUUUCUGGCCUGAUGAUGGUAUGUGCCGUCUGCGGGAUUGCAGUGUAUGCGAAUGCCCAGAUAGUGAGUUCCCCGAGUCAUUCAAGAAACCCUAUCAUGGCCUUCCAGUGGAUGAUCUUGUUUGUCAGGAGGGAAAGCCUGAAGCAGCUGUUGAUCGUACACUAGAUAAUAAAGCUUUCAGAGGAUGGACAGAAAUAGAUAAUCCCUGGACAAAUGACGAUGAGACAGACAAUGCUGAGAUGACAUAUGUGAAUCUUCAACUGAAUCCUGAACGAUAUACCGGCUACACUGGUCCAUCUGCUAGAAGGAUAUGGGAUGCUGUCUACGCAGAGAACUGUCCUAAAUAUCCAUCUGAAGAGUUAUGCGCUGAAGAAAGAAUUCUGUACAAGUUGAUAUCUGGUCUUCAUUCCUCUAUUUCAGUCCACAUAGCUUCCGAUUAUCUCCUUGAUGAAACUACACAGACGUGGGGUCCAAAUCUCUCAUUGUUGUAUGAUCGGGUCCUAAGAUACCCAGACCGUGUCAGAAACUUGUACUUCACGUAUCUCUUCGUUCUCCGAGCAGUGACAAAGGCUGCAGAUUACUUGGAACAUGCUGAAUAUGACACUGGUAAUCCUACUGAGGAUCUGAAGACACAAUCCUUGGUGAGACAGCUACUCUAUAAUCCCAAUCUACAAGCUGCUUGCCCUGUCCCAUUUGAUGAAGCUAAGCUGUGGAAAGGCCAGCGUGGACCUGAACUAAAGCAGAAAAUACAGAAACAGUUCAGAAACAUUAGUGCAUUGAUGGAUUGUGUCGGAUGCGAAAAAUGUCGACUUUGGGGGAAGCUUCAGGUCCUUGGUCUUGGCACCGCACUUAAAAUCCUCUUCUCCGUUGACGGUCAACAAAACGCUGUUCAAACUCUGCACCUGCAAAGGAAUGAGGUGAUUGCCUUGAUGAACCUACUAAAUCGGCUCUCAGAAUCCGUCAAGUUUGUUAAUGAAAAGGGAUCAUCAACCGAAAUGCUCGCAGAAGGGCAGGUUUCUUCACCCACCACCCCAAAUUGCCCCUUGCAAAGGAUGUGGGCGUCAAUGUUUAAUACACCAGCCCCAAGUUGCCCAUUGCGAAGGAUGUGGGCGUCAAUGCUUAAUACACCAGCCCCAAGUUGCCCGUUGCAAAGGAUGUGGGGGUCAAUAUUUAAAACACCAGCCCCAAGUUGCCCAUUGCAAAGGAUUUGGGCAUCGUUAAAACCUAGGUAAGGAGAACUAAUUGGCGAGACAUCGAAACAUAACAUCUUCAAAAUCGUUUAAGAAACAGCAAAGGGAUAUAGAUGUUUACACAAACGUAAAGGAAAACAACGUGAGCAUUGUAAAUUUUGUACUUCACUGAAUUUUGAACUUUUGAAAUACAAUUACCCUACUUGACCUUCUUGCGAGGUAAUGCCAUUGUUAUACUUAUUAA
This is a messenger RNA of Malus domestica (apple), 2043 nucleotides long. Its product is annotated as endoplasmic reticulum oxidoreductin-1-like. NCBI's taxonomy places the organism in Eukaryota, Viridiplantae, Streptophyta, Magnoliopsida, Rosales, Rosaceae. Gene Ontology annotation, cellular component: endoplasmic reticulum; endoplasmic reticulum membrane. Gene Ontology annotation, biological process: protein folding in endoplasmic reticulum. The record is from RefSeq and is a predicted model, not a curated record. Gene Ontology annotation, molecular function: protein-disulfide reductase activity; thiol oxidase activity; FAD binding.